Molecule: messenger RNA, 4381 nt
Organism: Nothobranchius furzeri (turquoise killifish)
Lineage: Eukaryota; Metazoa; Chordata; Actinopteri; Cyprinodontiformes; Nothobranchiidae
Gene: gpc4
Product: glypican 4
Biological process (GO): regulation of signal transduction; regulation of protein localization to membrane; cell migration
Cellular component (GO): cell surface; plasma membrane; extracellular region
Source: RefSeq, a predicted model, not a curated record
ACCAGUCUGUCUCUUGUCGUCGUAAAGCCAGAAACCUGAGCAGAUCCAGGUUCUGGACGCUCCUGCUCCAGCCCUGGUGUUCCCGGUCUCCUGCUCUUUGUCCCCGGAACUCGCUCUCGCUCCUGGGUGUCCACCGGGGCAUUUGGCUCGCAUCUGGAUCCCAGUAGGAGUAGCGAGCAGCCCAGCGCCCCGUCCCGGAGCCGCACAAGCCACGGAGCCUUCAAGUUUGGAGAGGAAGAAAAUAAACGGACGACUAUAGACCCAACUUUGUCCAGGCAACUUUCUGUAGUCGUGUCUCUCAUCCCGUGUUUAUUUUAUUUUAUUUUUUUUUACUUUCGGUGAAAUUCGCUUGUGUGGCUGAGACUGUCGCCUCAGUUUGAGAGAAAGUUUUUUAAACCGCAGUUUUUUUUACGUUUUUUCUUCGUUUGUCGAGUCUGGAACUUGACAUUUUUCCCAAGACUGCAGCUUUUCUAGAGGACAUUUGAGCCUGCUAUAGGCGUAUUUUCGGUGUUUUUAUUUGAACUUUUCCCCGUCGGACCGGGUAGUUUGGAGCUGGCCUCGGAGCUGCUGUGAAUGGAGUCCGGGAGAAAUCAGCGCUGCUUCUUCGUGGGACUCAAACUCACUAGUGUUUUAGCUACUCGCACCUGAGCGGCUGCUCUUUUAUUAUUAUUAUUAAAUUUAAUUUUUUCCUAUGAAAACAAAGAUGAAGACGCUUCUGCUGCUGUGUGUUUCCACGCUGGUUGUGCUGUCCGCGGCUGCGGAGCAAAAGUUAAAAAACUGUAACGAAGUUCGUGCUGCUUUCACCUCCAAAGGCUUAAACGUUAACGACGUCCCAAACAAAGGAAUCAACGGAGCCCCCCUGAAGGUGUGUCCACAGGGUUUCUCCUGCUGCACGGUGGAGCUGGAGGAGAAGCUGAGCCAGCAGAGUCAGACGGAGAUCAAAGCCCCCGUGUCCAGGCUUAGCACCAACCUGCAAUCCUCCUUCAAACAGAGGCACGACAACUUUGACAAGUUUUUCCGUGAGCUUCUGAAAAACGCAGAGGACUCGCUCAACAACAUGUUUGUUCGGACCUACGGCAUGAUGUACGUCCAGAACGCGGCGCUGUUCAGGGACUUCUUCAAGUCCCUGACGCAGUACUACGUGUCGGGCAGCGCUGCCGUCAACCUGGACUCCAUGCUGUCGGACUUCUGGGACGACCUCCUGGAGAGGAUGUUCCGGCUGGUCAACGUGCAGUACGACUUCAGCGACGCCUACAUGGAGUGCGUGAGCCAGCACACGGAGCAGCUGCAGCCCUUCGGCGACGUCCCUCGUAAGCUCCGCAUCCAGCUGACCCGGGCCUUCGUGGCUGCACGCACCUUUGUGCGCGGCCUCUCCCUGAUGCCAGAUGUGAUCAAUAAGGUUUCCACGGUCAGCGCGUCUCCCAGCUGCGUCCGGGCGACCAUGAAGAUGUUGUACUGUCCCUACUGCUCAGGCCAGGUGGCCCUGAAGCCCUGUCAGAAUUACUGUCUGAAUGUGAUGCGGGGCUGUUUGGCUAACCAGGCUGAUCUGGACGCCGAGUGGAACAACUUCCUCGGUGCAAUGCUGAGUCUGGCUGAGAGGCUUGAAGGUCCCUUUAACUUUGAGUCUGUGAUGGACCCCAUUGAUGUUAAGAUAUCAGAGGCUAUCAUGAACAUGCAGGAGAACAGCAUGCAGGUGUCUCAGAAGGUAUUCCAGGGAUGUGGGACGCCAAAACUAAAGCCGAUCUCUCGAUCUGCACGAUCCGUAAAAGAAACUGUCUUUACUGGUCGAUUCCGUCCCUACAGUCCAGAAGCAAGACCCACUACUGCUGCUGGUACCAGUUUAGACCGACUGGUGAGGACUCGGGGAGCAAAGCACCACAUAAAAUCGUUAGUUCUGGUUUGUUGUUGUUUAACUAGUUCUUUCUGUGCUGCUCAGACAGGUGAAGUGAAAAAGAAGUUAAAACACGCAAAGAAGUUCUGGUCGACGUUGCCGGAGACGGUGUGUGCAGGUGAGAGGAUUGCACCUGGUGACGAGUGCUGGAAUGGGACCGCCAAAAGCAGGUACGAGUCACUCGUUAUGGGCAACGGGCUGGCCAAUCAGGUGUCCAACCCAGACGUGGAGGUGGACAUCACUAAACCAGAUACGGUCAUUCGCAGUCAGAUUGCCAUUUUGAAGGAAAUGACGAGCUGGCUCAAAGCCGCACACAGCGGCAAUGACAUCUCGUUUGAUAUCGAUGUGGAGGGCAGCGGAGGAGAGGAGAGCGGCAGCGGCAGUGACACCACCUCCCAAACAGACGACAUGUACUUCCCCACCACACCAAACACCAGGUUAUCCAAAGUCCGGACGGAGCAGAAGAGUCCAGGAGGGGCCGGGGCCGUCCUGAAGGGAAGCAUGGCGCUGGUGCUCUGCGGGCUGGGCCUGGCUCUGCUCGCCCCUCACUGGAGAUAAAAGUAUCAUGGCGGAGAGGAAGAGACCGUCAGAGUAAUCAGAAGGAAUGGGAACACCGUCAGAGACUUUAGAGAGACUGCUUUUGGGACUCGGACUGUCCACUGUUUGGGGGGGUGGGAAGACUCUUCUUGAUAUUACAGUAACUUCACUAUUAACUAUUUGUAUGUUUGUAAGGACAUCAGCGUACGGAAACGGAGAACUCCACCUGUCCCCCCAGAUAGAAGGCUCCCCGUGGUUCUGCUGUCUCAUCCUGGCAGUUCGAUCAUAUGAUUGUGCCUUUUUUAUGGAUGAUCACCAUCUGAGAAGCAUUUAGAUGAAAACUCGACCUGUUUUGGGACGUCUUUGUAUUUCUGAGGAUGUUCUCUCCUCUAGUCCAAAAUCAGAUCAGUACAAACCCUUUUCUGUUGCUGUUACUAUUUCAGAUAAAGAAACAAGGUUGCUGGUUUUUCUACAGGUGUGACUGAAAACCAUCAAGGACUGGAGGAGCCUUUCAUCUGAGCUCCUCUCUCAGAAAUACAGCCAGAUCAGUUACAACACAGGUGCUUGACCCUCAGAUGGACUCAUCCGUUUUCAGCGUUCAGGACACUGAAGGCACCACCAGCACAUGAGCAUUAGAACACCCCACCUUUUCAUUUUCCUCCUCGUGUAAUUUAAUUCCCUCAGCUUAAACGGUUUAACAGUAAGGUCAUACCUGACGCGUGCUCUCUGAUGGUGUCUGAUAGACGUGGACUCGUGGCUGGGGUUAACCCUGUCAUGACCCCAGGUGAAAGCAAAGGCCCUUGUAAGUGAAGAUAGAGGUUUGACGCAUUUCACAUAAAAACCAGAGAAGAAGCAGCAGCAGGGUUCUGUUACAGGGUUUUACGCUGAGGAGCUGUUUUUGGUAUGAAGUUAAACUUUUGGUACUUUCACUGGUCUAGGGAAGCGUUGUGCUCAGAUUCCAGACAUCCCCAUCCCAGAGCACACUGCUCCACCUCCCCGAUCAUCCAGCCUACCCACUCCCUUCUGUCUUUGGUACAAUGUUAGCAGCUUUUCAUGGUUAAAACUGAAAAAGGCUCCAGGUGGCAGAUUGCCUUAAUGGCAUAUCGUGAUGAUCAGGUCUGUAAGUGACUUCUUUUGGCUUUUCUGAUCUAAAACAACCUCCUGUAGCUUCUGAGCACCAACUUAUGUUUGAGUCUUUUAUCACAUUAUCACAAACGGACUUUAAUGAGCACGUUGUGGCUUUAAGAGUUGAAUUUCUCAGUAUGAUUAUUUUUGGAGCUCUAAAUAGUUACAUUUUUAAAAAAAUGUUCAAAUCUGCAUUUGUGGCAGUUCUCGGAAAGAAAAAAGGAUCUGAAACAUCUAUGCAAACCAUGUAAGUACUGAAGCCCCAAGUUUAAACCACAGAGCUGUGCUUCAGGAGCUGGAGCUGGCGUCACCGCCUCAGUCUCCUGUUUUUGAUUUGUUCCUCAAACAUUUCUACAAAGGGUUCGUGCGUGUGUUUGUGUCACCUCGGAGGAACUGAAGCGGCAUCCUGAGCAACGGGGGAAGCCGUUCGGGUGACGAUGGUGAAUGUCUUUGCUUGCAGGCCAAGGCAGCGGCCUUUUCCGACCAGCGGGAGGUCCGGCCGCUGGAUGUUUGUUCCAUCGGUGCCUUUUGCCUUAAUAGUUGAGUUGACGAGGCGGUGAAUUCUCUCCACCUGCCUUUGGCCCACAGGAACUGAAAGGACUCACCCUGCUGAGGAAAGAGAGACUGACUGAAAAAAGAAUGAAAUGUGUAUAUAGAGAGCAGCCAUUUUUAGAUGUCUCUAAAAGAGGCCUUAACACACACACACCAGAGUAUGUUCCUAAAUGUGUUGGAGAAGACGAGAUGAAAUAGAUGUUAAAUUGUAAGAAACAAAUGUAUAUUAUACAACUUUUCUUAGUCUUGUGGAAAUAAAGACUACCAAUAUUUAAA